Astyanax mexicanus (Mexican tetra) is the source of this 1164-nucleotide messenger RNA. It is a transcript of the gene asmt, whose product is annotated as acetylserotonin O-methyltransferase. Gene Ontology annotation, molecular function: O-methyltransferase activity. Lineage: Eukaryota; Metazoa; Chordata; Actinopteri; Characiformes; Acestrorhamphidae. The transcript has 8 exons. The record is from RefSeq and is a predicted model, not a curated record. Bases 37 to 1080 code for a protein of 347 amino acids.
CUCACCCCAAACUAGGUGACCAGUACACUCUCAGAAAUGGCUGCGGCUAAAGAGGAAAUGUACCCGAAGAAAAUACUGGAGUAUAUGGAGGGAUAUCUGGUGUCUAAGACGCUGUUUACUGCGUGUGAGUUGGGGGUGUUUGACCUGCUGCAGGACUCUGAGAUCCCGCUGGCUGCUGCAGACGUGGCUCGAGCUCUGAACAGCAGUGAGGACGGCAUGAACCGACUGCUCUCAGCCUGCACCGGACUGGACCUGCUCACAACCCAGAACACUGCAGACGGUCCUGUACUUUACAGUAACACAGAGAUGUCCAGUGUGUUUUUGACCAAGUCCAGUCCUCGCUCUCUGUAUCACUCCAUCGACUACAACUCCAACACCAUGUACCUGUGCUGGCAUUACCUGCCCCACGCAGUCAGAGAGGGGAAAACUCAGUAUGAAAAGGCAUUUGGCGUGAGCUCCAAGGACCUGUUUGAAGCCGUGUACAGGUCUGAUGAGGAGAUGGUGAAGUUCAUGUGGCUGAUGAACUCCAUCUGGAACGUCUGCGGGAGGGACGUGAUCUCGGCCUUCGACCUCUCGCCCUUCAGGAGUAUUUAUGAUCUGGGAGGUUGUAGUGGAGCGUUGGCCAGGCAGUGUGUAAAGCUGUACCCUGACUGCACCGUCACCAUCUUUGACCUGCCGAAGGUCGUGCAGAUGAGCCGAGAGCACUUCCUGUCGCCUGAGGAAGACCGGAUCUCUUUUCAUGAGGGAGACUUCUUUAAGGACAGUCUUCCAGAGGCUGACCUCUACGUCCUGGCGAGGAUUUUACACGACUGGACAGACGAGAGAAACGUCGAGCUGCUGUCCAAAAUUCACCAGUCCUGCAGACCAGGUGGAGGUGUGUUAGUGGUUGAAGCUCUGCUCAGUGAGGAUAACAGUGGUCCUCUGACCGCUCAGCUGUACUCUCUGAACAUGCUGGUUCAGACUGAGGGGCGGGAGAGGAAGGGCUCAGAGUACGCCGCCCUGCUGACCAGAGCCGGAUUUACCACCGUCCACAUCCACAACACCGGAAAGAUCUACGACGCCGUACUCGGACUGAAGUAAAGCACAGCUCUGCAGUGUCCUCUCUGAGCCUCCGUAAAAGAGGAGGAGCAAAAACACCUCCAAUAAAAAGAUAAAUAAACCAAA